AGCGUUCAAUAGAAAACCUAAUCCCCCUUAAUUCUAAAGAAAGCAUGCUAUGCUGCAGAAAUUCGAUGAAGACGUUUUGGAGCAAAUCCUGUCACAUCUACAAGUCAAAGAUCUCUUGAGAUUCAAAUCAGUCUCCAAGAAAUGGAAUUCCAUAAUCUCCACCCCACGUUUCGUUAACCUGCACCUCAACAAAUCAAUGUCCACCCCUUCCCACCACAGGAUCAUCAUGCCAUAUCCCAAAUCAUUUCGGGCCGUCGAUUUCCACAUAAUGGACGUCCAAGAUCAUUUGCCCAGGCCCGAAGAAGCCGUCGGCACUUUCGUCGGUUCCUCCGGUGGUCUGAUCUGUUAUUUAGACAAGUUGACUAGGAGAAUCUGUGUGUGGAAUCCAUCUCUCAGGCUAUCAAAAACCCUAGAUUUGAACAUACAAGGAAGCGUUUCUUUCUUCUGGUUCGGGCGAGAAUCCUCCGACGAUGAAUACAAGGUUGUCUUAGGGAUUCGAUCCGUCGUUAGAAAAAAUACAGACCCUAAUUUGUAUGCAAUUAGGAGAAUCACGAUAAUGCCGGACCAAGACGAAUAUAGAAAUCAUAUAUAUGUAAUUAUGCCGUUUGCUUGCGUAUCGGAAUCGUCUACCCAAUUAGAAGUAGAUCAUAUAUAUUUCUCUUCCUCGGAUGAGGGUACCCUUUUUUCCGGACUAGUGCAUUGGUUUGCGGGCAGCUAUCGAAUUAAAUCGGCUAUUGGAUCAAUCUAUCACGAUGCGGUGUUUACGUAUGAUUUGGGCGGGAAAACUCUCGGAAAACUAUCGACGCCUGUGGGAUUGAGUUCUAGCACGGGGUCGAUUGGGGUGAUAGAUGGGUGCCUUUCUGCAAUAUACCGAGUUUGUGGGGGCGAUUGUGCAAUUUACGAGUUUUGGAUGAUGAAGGAGUACGGUGUGAAGGAAUCAUGGACUAAGAUGACGAGUUUGUCGUUCGGUAACUGCGAUGAUGGUUUGUCGUCCUUUUCGCGGUUGAAAUUAGUUGGAGCUACUGAUACUGGGGAUUUAAUUUUAUGUUGCGCUCCGGAUUGUCAACUUUUGAUAUAUAAUGUGGCGGAAAAGAAAUCGAAGAUUGUUUUGUCCAAUGGUUACGGGUUUGCGAGAAUGUACGUCGAGACUUUGGUUUUCCCCUAAAUUGGCAUUAAUGCAGCAAAACACAAGGUUAAGAAAUUGUUUUUUCU
Erythranthe guttata (spotted monkey flower) is the source of this 1212-nucleotide messenger RNA. Its product is annotated as F-box/kelch-repeat protein At3g23880. Gene Ontology annotation, molecular function: protein binding. Lineage: Eukaryota; Viridiplantae; Streptophyta; Magnoliopsida; Lamiales; Phrymaceae. The record is from RefSeq and is a predicted model, not a curated record.